AUUGUUUUUUGUGACAAGUGUGGAGCGUCUGUUUAUAUUUGUAAGCAAGUCAACUCCGCAUUCUGCACAUCUAUAUAAAGCCACUGUUAUCUGAUCACUGUAGCCAUGGAUGUCACACGGUGGGUUCUGGUUUUGUUCGUCAUCGCUGAAGUUGUGUUUCCCGAGGUCCGGACGUUUUCUUCAAGGGCGUUUUUCUGCCACCGAAUGAUGCCAAGAAGCCCUAUUCUUGGAACUGAGUGCUCCUACCCAUGCGUUAUAUCACAUGGUGAUCCCAGUAACAGUUAUGGAACUUUCUAUCUAGCGGAGGAGGACUGGACACCUUGCAGUUUUGGCUAUUGCAGAAGUGGCGUGUGCUUGCCAGCAGAAGAUCAGGCUCUGAAAAGACAGAAACGAUCCAUGCUCCUAACUAUGGGGGCUAUCGCUCUUGCAAAGAAGAUUGCGCAACGUUUAAGAGAACAAAGACAAAAAUCAGAGCAAUAAAAGUGUUAUCAAAGACAACAAU
Molecule: messenger RNA, 502 nt
Organism: Rhipicephalus microplus (southern cattle tick)
Lineage: Eukaryota; Metazoa; Arthropoda; Arachnida; Ixodida; Ixodidae
Source: RefSeq, a predicted model, not a curated record